AUGAAUGAUAAUGAAAAGAUUAGUCAAAAAGCAAAUAUUAAAAAACAAAGUUAUAUUGUUAAUAAUAAAUCUGAUAUAAUAAUAAGUCUUGAUGAACAAUUUGCUCAACCUAUUGAAAAAAGAAAAAAAAUCUACGAAUUUAGAAAAUAUAAACUAACUGUUGAAUAUCCUAACAAAAUAUUAGAGGAAGGUCUUAGAAAUAAAGAUUUUAAUCAGGGUCUUAAAGUAUCCAAGUUUGCUUAUAAAAUUAAUCAUCUAUAUAAAUUGGUUAACCUAAUAGACUCUAAGCAAUUAAAAAUUCAUCAUCCAUUAGGAGGUGGUUCCUACGUAUUCAAAGAAAAAUAUAUUGAUUACAUUUUAGAGCACGUUCCUAAGUCUGAUGUGAGAAUAAAAGGCAAAAACGUAAAAGUUAUAUUAGAGUUAGUAGAUAUCGCAAUCUCCAAAGAACAUUCUUUUAAUAAUAUAAAAUAUCAAAAAAGUCUUUCUUAUACUAAAGAAAUUGAUAAACAUAUUGAUUAUUACAAAGAAUUGUUAAGAAAAUUAAAUUCUUACUCAGGAGUAGUUUUUAUGAUAAGAAAACAAAGUGAUUUCAAUUCUCAUCCAAGAAUGUCAGAAGUAAUUAGUACAAUAAUUAAAGAGAGAGAAAAGAUUGGAUUUUUAUUAUCUCCCAAGUCUAAAAUCAUAGCUUUAAGUGUCGCAUAUCCACAAUACGGAUUGGCUGAUAAAUAUGAAAAAAAGAAUAUCUAUGAGGGAAAUAAUAAUGUUAUUUCUUCUUGUCCAAAAUUAGAGUUCAACACUCCUCUAAGAAAUUUUGUUAAAGGAGUGGUAUAUUUUGAAGACAAUAAGGAUGUAACAGUUCCUUAUUCUUGGGUCAGAGUAACUGGUAGGGAUUAUGCUGAAACUUACCAAGAGCAAAUUCUUUAUAAGGGAGCUUCUAUUUUAAGGGUUAAUGUUACUGAAUUGCCUUUUAUACUUUACAGCCUCUUAGUGAUUGACUGGUCUGACUUCAAGUUGUCAAAAUCACUUUAUAUAAGUGAAGGGGCUUAUGGAUAUUUGAAAGAACAAGAUUAUGAUUAUCUUAUUGACUAUAGUAGUUUUAAAAGGCUUUUGGUGACAGCGGACUAA
Messenger RNA from Rhizophagus irregularis DAOM 181602=DAOM 197198, 1125 nucleotides. Lineage: Eukaryota; Fungi; Glomeromycota; Glomeromycetes; Glomerales; Glomeraceae. The record is from RefSeq and is a predicted model, not a curated record.